This is a messenger RNA of Chenopodium quinoa (quinoa), 1178 nucleotides long. RefSeq lists its product as uncharacterized. The record is from RefSeq and is a predicted model, not a curated record. The coding region runs from base 443 to 778 and encodes 111 amino acids. NCBI's taxonomy places the organism in Eukaryota, Viridiplantae, Streptophyta, Magnoliopsida, Caryophyllales, Amaranthaceae. The transcript is spliced from 3 exons.
UUUUAAAAAACCAGCCACCUAUUCCCUCCCUGCCGGCAUAACGUUUCCCAACACUCACCUCUCCGACGAUCUCCAGGCUCCAGCCGGCGCCCCAGCCACCUCCCCUGCACCGACAACCCUGACUCCGGCAUCCCGCCUCUCCCAUUACCUACCAGACUCCCACAAAAACCACUAAAAACUCAUCCCCAACCCCGAAACCCCAAAUCGCUCCUCCCCCACCCCUAAAAUCCGAGCGACUCGGACUUGAAGGGAAAUGGAAGGAAAACUCCCUUAACAAAAUUUUUCCUUGCCUUUCCUCCCAAAAUUUCUCCCAAAAGAAAGAAAUUAAUUCCAUUGAACUUAAAUUAGUUUCCCCUUCCCUUUUUUCCCUUUACUAAUGUCAUACCAAACAAAUAAACAAUAGAUUAAUUCCCUUCUUUUACUAAUAUCAACCAAACAUUGGAUGCCUACGGGUCAAAUCCCGGCGAUGAGUACGGAGGGGGAGGAAGCUCCACGGCGGCGGGUGUCCUGCAUGCCUUGCUUCGACGCCCUCUGGUUUUGCUAUUCACCAGUUCAUCAGGUGCAGCAAUAUUAUCGGCUUGGAGUUCUCGACAAUUGUUCAGGGAAGUGGAGUAAUCUUGUUGAUUGCUUGACUUUGAAAACUAAGAGUUCAGCUGAAUUGCAGGAAAUUUUGGAAACACGUGAGAAAGAAAAGCAGCACAUUUGGUCUUUUAGGACACCAGAAGAAUCAGCUGCUAAAUGGCAACAGUGGUACGGACAGUUAGAUGUACCAGAGUAACUACUUCCUACGAGUUGCACUUUUUCAGAGGACACCCUCAAUUACUAGUUCAUUUCAGUGAUUUAACGAGAGAUCCAUAUCAAAGUGGAGACUCUAACCUUUUACAAGCUAUUUUUCUAUUUUUUACCAAUAUAUUACAGAAUUUUCAAUUCCAAUUAGGAUUGAAUUCUACUAUUAGCAAAGCUAUUGAAUCAGAGGGUAUUAUACAUUGGAACCAGCAUGUGCUACUUGGACAUAUGAGGUAACCAAACUUAUUGACUUCAAUAGGAACACAGGAACACCUUGUCAUGUGUUGCUGAUAAUUUCAUCGUCGGAGGUCGUAACUUUUGCUUGAACUCAUCAUAAGAAAUCAAUCAUCUUUGUCUUCAUUUAUGAAAUAAGAUAACAUACAAUUGCUUAA